AUGAAAGACGAUCUAUUCAAUCCACCACUGUUAGAUAUGGUCCUCUCAGAGUCGACCAAGUCACAUGGGGAGUGGAAAUCCGGAAGGGACGGAGAAGGAGAGCGAUCGUUUCGGAAACAAGUUCUAAGAGUGCUGAGUUGUAGAGGAGAAUGUUGGGUAUAUAAGUCGUCGCCUGUAAAGGGGAAACAUCAGUUCAACAUGAAGACCUUGGUUUUAAUCAGUACAAUUCUAGCCACGGUAUGGGCUGACCUUCCACGCUAUGGAGGGUUUGGAGGAGGAGGAUCAGGCUCUGGUUUUGGAGGAGGUUCGGGCUCUGCUUUUGGAAGUGGAGGAUCAGGGUUUGGAAUAAGCUCCGGCUCAAGAUUUGGAGGAGGAGGAUCAGGCUCAGGCUUUGGAGGUUCUAGCUUUGGAGGAGGAGGUUUCGUCUCAGGAGGAUGCGGUCCAGGACAGGUGUUCCAUGCUGGCAGAUGUGUCACUCCACGCGAGAACCGCAAAGUCUACUUGUACAACGCACCACCCGCACCACCAGUUCCCCAUGGUCCUCCACCAUACAUCCCUGAACCAACCAUUGACACGAAUAUCGUGUUCAUCCAAACACCUGAAGAAGGUCCAGGACCAGAACCUAUCGUUAUACCCCCACCACAGACGCGAAGCGUUGUCUAUGUCCUUAACAGACAGAGGCCAGAACAAGCGGAAGUGAUCGAAGUCCCAGCGCCGCCAGCAACCAGCCCUGAAGUUUACUUCGUGAACUACGCUGACGGCGAGAACCCAGUUCUUCCAAGCGGCGUUGACCUUCAGACUGCCUUGAAUGCAGCUUCCCAAGGAGGCGGUCAAGUGGUUGGAGGAGGUGCCGGCGGUGGUUUCGGAGGCAGCGGAGGUGUUGGCGGUGGUUUCGGAGGAAGCGGAGGUGUUGGCGGUGGUUUCGGAGGCAGCGGAGGUGUCGGCGGUGGUUUUGGAGGUAGCGGAGGUGUUGGUGGUGGCUUUGGAGGCAGCGGAGGAAGUGGAAGUUUUGGCGGUGGCAGUGGAGGAAGUGGUGGAUUUGGAGGUAGUGUAAUCAGUGGAGGAUUUGGAGGUGGCGGCAGCGGAGAGUUCAUCGUCAGUGGAGGUGGUGGAGGUGGCUUCAGCAGUGGAGGUUCACCUUCCAGUCUCUAUACCACACCUUAAAUUUUUAA
Molecule: messenger RNA, 1172 nt
Organism: Penaeus chinensis
Lineage: Eukaryota; Metazoa; Arthropoda; Malacostraca; Decapoda; Penaeidae
Product: H/ACA ribonucleoprotein complex subunit GAR1-like
Exons: 2
Coding region: 1-1164 (387 amino acids)
Source: RefSeq, a predicted model, not a curated record